AGCUAAAACUUGUGCCAUGAAGGAAAAAAGUAAAAAUGCUGCUCGCACCAGACGUGAAAAAGAGAACACAGAAUUCUUCGAACUGGCAAAAUUACUACCAUUACCAAGUGCAAUUACAUCUCAAUUAGACAAAGCUUCGAUCAUAAGAUUGACGACGUCUUAUUUGAAAAUGCGACAAGUCUUUCCAAAUGGUUUAGGUGAGGCAUGGGGCUCUUCACCUGCAAUGCAACGUAGUGGUGCUGUUAUUAAAGAGUUAGGUUCACAUUUGCUGCAGACAUUGGAUGGUUUCAUAUUUGUUGUAGCACCGGAUGGCAAAAUUAUGUAUAUCUCAGAAACAGCUUCAGUGCAUCUGGGUUUGAGUCAGGUCGAAUUAACCGGAAAUUCAAUAUACGAAUAUAUACACAAUUACGAUCAAGAUGAAAUGAAUAGUAUUUUAUCACUGCAUCCACAUAUGUACCAAAACCCCGAUGCUUUUAUAAAUUCUCUGCAUCUCAAUCAACCACCUAAUGGACCUCCGGGCACAAUUGGCAGUUCGAAUGGUAUAUAUCUGAAUGAACGAGCUUCGCAUACGAUCGAGAUUGAGAAAACUUUUUUCCUGCGCAUGAAAUGUGUUUUAGCAAAACGAAAUGCCGGCCUUACUUCAUCGGGUUAUAAGGUAAUACAUUGUUCAAGUUAUCUGAAAGCGCGUAUAUUUCCUGACUGUGGUGAUGGUCAAGGUGGUUGCAUACAAAAUUUAGGAUUAGUUGCCGUUGGUCACUCGCUGCCUUCAUCUGCGAUAACAGAAAUUAAACUACAUCAGAAUAUGUUCAUGUUUCGAGCUAGUAUGGACUUAAAAUUAAUAUUUCUUGAUGCUAGAGUAUCACAACUUACUGGUUAUGAACCGCAGGACCUUAUUGAAAAAACGCUGUAUCAGUAUAUACAUGUCUCGGAUAUAUUGUAUAUGCGUUGCUCCCAUCAGAUAUUGAUGUAUAAAGGACAAGUAACCACCAAAUAUUAUCGUUUCCUAACAAAGGGCGGCGGCUGGGUUUGGGUGCAAUCCUAUGCGACUGUUGUACAUAAUACACGCUCAUCUCGUCCACAUUGCAUUGUCAGUGUGAAUUAUGUCCUUAGUGAACAAGAGGCCAAAGACUUACUUUUAAAUGAAAUUCAAACGGGCAUAGUUAAAACGGAACCAAUCACUCCUACCGCAAGUAUAACACCAACCUUACAUGCAGUACACUCAACUCCAUCACAUUCUGUGGUUAUGAGUAAUGGAUUAGCAGCAGCUAGUGUCGUACCAAAUACGCUGAGUUGCAGUCCUAAGCUGGAAGCUUGUUACGAAGCAGCUGGACGUUUACCGAAUGCUGUAACACCAGUAUUAGCCAGUAAUAGCAAUGGAAGCAAUAACAAUAACAGUUACUUACCGCAAACCCAUCAACAUAUACAACACGCCCACCACGCUGCGCACAUACAUACGCACCCACUGCAUCCACAAGAAACAGUUGGACAUGAAAAUCUAAGCUAUACACAGCUAUAUCCUGUUAAUGAUCUCGUAGUUAGUUCCAGUAGUAGUACGUUAACACACGAUAUACAAUUUCCUGACACUACAACAGGUAGUGGCUACUACGGUAAUACCAAUAAUAAUAAUAAUCCAUAUUAUUAUGAUGCAACUGUGGAUGUGGCGAAUGCUUCUAUUAUACGACCAUAUUCCGCAAAUUCGAAUAGUUGUUCUAGUAGUUCGGAGAGUGAUCGACAAAUGUCCACCGGGAAUGCCUCCACGGUGAACGACACAUCACCGCAAACUACAUACAGUGAACUAAGUCAUAAUUUUGAAUUAAAUUAUUUCUCCGAUAGUAGUUCACACCAGCAUACACAUCACGCCCCGCAGCAUUAUUCACACGCCCAUCAACACACGUCACAUGAUAUGCAACAGCACAUAGCAAGCAAUCAUACCGCAACACCACAUCAGCAACAUCACCACCAACUACAUCAUCAUACACAACAACAACAGCAGCAGCAACCCGAACAACAUCAUCCGCACGUUGUGGCCAACAGUUUCGCGGAUAGCUUUAAGAACGUCAACGGACCCCAUUACACCAGCGUCAUUGUGGAGCCCCAGCACUAUAUAGCCAAUGAUUUUGUGCAUUAGCAGCUGCUGUUCCCCUGCAGAAGCCUUUAGUGUUCAUAUAAAUAUUAUAUUAAUACGUUGUUGUUGUUGCAAUGCUAGAUUUUAGUUUGUUCGUACAUGGCUGAGCCAUUUUUAUUUUUGAAAU
Molecule: messenger RNA, 2252 nt
Organism: Teleopsis dalmanni
Lineage: Eukaryota; Metazoa; Arthropoda; Insecta; Diptera; Diopsidae
Product: protein single-minded-like
Exons: 8
Coding region: 17-2128 (703 amino acids)
Biological process (GO): regulation of transcription by RNA polymerase II
Cellular component (GO): transcription regulator complex; nucleus; cytoplasm
Molecular function (GO): DNA-binding transcription factor activity, RNA polymerase II-specific; RNA polymerase II transcription regulatory region sequence-specific DNA binding; protein dimerization activity
Source: RefSeq, a predicted model, not a curated record